Messenger RNA from Pygoscelis adeliae (Adelie penguin), 327 nucleotides. Its product is annotated as cyclin-dependent kinase inhibitor 1B-like. The record is from RefSeq and is a predicted model, not a curated record. NCBI's taxonomy places the organism in Eukaryota, Metazoa, Chordata, Aves, Sphenisciformes, Spheniscidae. The transcript has a single exon. The annotation marks the transcript as partial.
GCCGUGGAGAAGGGGAGCUCGCCCGACUUCUACUUCAGACCCCCCAGGCUACUGAAAGCUGUCUGCAAGUCCGCCGGCCGCCAGAGCUUGGAUGUAAACGGGAAUUGCCAAACCGUGGUUUUUGUCAGUUCUCAGGGAAUCUCAGAGGACACUCACUGUGUAGAUCAAAAGACUGAUGUUUCUGAAAAUCAGACGGACUUUGCAGAGCAGUGCACUGGGCAGAGGAAAAGACCUGCCACCGAUGGUAACGUACCCUUGCGAAAGCGACAGCGCUUUUCUCCGCCUGCCCUGCUGGUGUCAGCGCCGGGGCUCUCGGCGCCCUCGCCC